Emys orbicularis (European pond turtle) is the source of this 2361-nucleotide messenger RNA. RefSeq names its product centrosomal protein 68 (gene CEP68). NCBI's taxonomy places the organism in Eukaryota, Metazoa, Chordata, Testudines, Emydidae. The transcript is spliced from 6 exons. The record is from RefSeq and is a predicted model, not a curated record. The coding region runs from base 1 to 2361 and encodes 786 amino acids.
AUGGCCUUGGAUGUAGGAAAAUCAGGUUCUGAAGCCUCACUGAAUGUGAAGGCCAAGUCCUAUGGUAGGUGGAACUACACAGAACUAGAGACAGACUGCCCUGAGCUAGUUAGCAGUGUGUGUCUUCUUUUAGAAGCAGAGGAAGUGAAGUCAUCCCCAAAAGGAACUGAGGAUGCGGCAAUGGAUGGAACAGGCCACAGAGUAACUGGUGUCUCCCAGAGAAAGCCCAGCUGUUGUAAAGUAUCUUUAACACCUUCUUCCAGGUUUUCCAGAGCAAGAGCAAAAGCAACAUAUGUGGAGAGGCAGCCAUUAACUGAUUGCUACCAUGAAUGGUUCUAUUUACCCCAUCGCUUUAGCAGAACUCUUUUCCACCCCGGAGGGCAGCAGAUGAAAAUGGUGGAAUGUCCGGGCUGUAAGGAGCACCUUCCGAAUGCUCCUGAGCGUCAGCCAACACUUCAGAGCUCAGCAAUGGACGCCAAAGUUUACAUCUCCAGUUCUGAGUCCCUUCCUGCCCUAAAUGCUGACCAUGGGAGCCAGGCCUCACUUUCCCUUUCUUCAACCACUUUGAAGUCUUUGCCUAACAGAACACUCCCCUGUUUUGAUACAGUAAUCCCAACGUUUUCCAGAUCGAGCCUUUCCACACCACCUUCAGAAGACGAUGACUUUGAACAGCAGGAGAUAAGAUCAAGAAGCUUACCAGCUCGAAGGGUUUUUCCUUCAUCUGAAGUCUUCCCCUCUCGGUAUCUGCACAGUCGCUCUACUCCAGUAGAAGAUCCCAUGCUCAGCACACGCAGGCUGUUAAAUCCUCUCUUUGAUGACUGCGUAGCUGUGGAACAAGAAAAAAAGAGGUCGUCCUUUCAGGCUGAUUACUGGGCAUGUGCAAUACCUGAUUCUUUACCCCCGUCUCCGGACCGGCAGUCUCCACACUGGAACCCUAAUAAAGAGUAUGAGGACUUGCUUGAUUACACUUACCCUUUGAAGCCAAAAUACAAGCUUGCAAAGAACACCAAGUCUGUGAUGCCUGAUCCCUUCUUCCAUGACUCUGGUAUAGAUCUUGACAGCUUUUCUCUUUCACCUGAGAGCACUUUGAAGUGUAUCAGUGCACCCGGUCAAAAUCAACAUGCUUCAGGGAGCAACGUAAGCCAGAGUAAGGAGUGUGGGAUCUCGGCAGAGAGAUUUUCAACUCCCUUGUCUAAGAAGCCAGGAUAUUUAGGAACAGUUCCUUAUUAUGGACCUUCACCUAUCACAAAAGUGUCCUUUGCAGAAUGUGUUGCUACUGCCACCAAAGCAGAUCCCAUUAGAGGGUUUGCAAACAGUUUGCUUACUUCUAAGUGUGCUGGACUUGGUUCAUGUGAUCAGACUCACAUAGAUGGGAGAGGCUGGGGUAGUAGAGAGGAUGAAGACUUUUCAAAGUGUCAGGUAAAGAAAAAGGGUGCCAGUCAUUUUAUACCCUCUACGCAAAUACUACCACUGAAAAAAGCAUGGGAGAAUGAUGAAGAAUUUCUUUCCCUGCCUCCCAGAAUCAAGGAGUUAGAAGGUUUGGCUCGAUAUUUGUCUGAUCUUUCACUGACUAAAGGGAGACCUGGGCAUGACCAGGUGCAACAAGACCUUCCAUGCUACAAUGGCAGCAGAGGGCAGCUUUCAUUUGACUCUGUUGAAGAUCAAGGCAGCAUAAAGAGCAAAUAUGGAAUUCACGGCAGUGAGGAUUGUGUUCUGUGUCAUGCGUGCAACUCUCAAAAGCCCUCUACAGAAAAUAUUAACCUGAGUAGCCAGGACUACAGGGAAUCUGUAAGCAGAUUGGGAAUGCCCUCCAUCAGGGACAUGCUAGAUGGGAGAUACCUAUGUGCACUGGAGACUGAAGGGCAGCAUCUAACAAAAGGGAAGGACCAACAGAAAGAGUCACUUGCACAAUGUAUUAAGAUAUUUUGCUGUCAGCUAGAAGAGCUAAUUCAUUGGCUGUAUAAAGUAGCAGAAGUUACAGACAACUGGAUUCCACCCGAACCAGACGUUGAAAGUGUGAAGACCUCCCUACAUCGUUACCUGCAAUUCAAGAAAGAUGUAGCUGAUCACCAGACGCUGACAGAGAGUGUGUUACAAAGGGGUGAAACCCUCCUGAAAUGCAUGGCGUCGAAUUCACCAGUUUUAAAGGACACCCUUGGAUUGAUUGCAAAACAAUCAGAAGAACUUGAAAGCCAUGCAGAACGUUUGUAUGAAUCGGUUUUGGCAGCUACGGAUACCAUUGGGGGUGACAGCCUGAUAAAGGACAGUGACACGCCACAAACGGUUGCUGAGGCAAAAGAAGCCAAGUGGGUAAUACCUCUAGCAGAGAUGGAACUUGUCAGCCAAUCUUUGGAGGCAUGA